GUGGCAACGCCGAAAUCGAAAAAAUGUAAACAGGCGAAUUAGUUUUGUUGUGCGUCUAAAAAUAAAUAAAUAAAUAUGUUUAAGUGCAUUAAAAAUUAUUUAAAACGGGUGGUUAGCCCACAAAUCUAAACUAAGUGUCAAAAGCGGCACGAAAUUGCACUGCGCUGCCAACGAAGCUACUUCCGCUUUUUGGAAUUGCUCGCAGUGAGGACGCCUGUUGACAUGGUGAAGAUUCUACAGGCCUACAACUUUGCCAGGCAGCAGACAUAUGCACUCAAUGGCGACAUUCUGGCCGCCACCCUGAUAGGCAACAAUCGCAUCGCCAUCAGCAGCGCCGAGCAGUUCAUCGAGAUCUAUGACAUAGCUGCUAAACAACACCAUCAGCAGCAGCAGCAAUCGGAGCAACAGGAGGAUGCCUCAGUUGCUGGUGGCACAGGAGAUGCAGCCUCACCCACGCCAGCGAGCGAUGAGCGCAUGCCAAACAGGUACACACUGGCCACGGUGGGUGAGGUGGUGCAGCUAAUCUACUGCGAAGCGGGCAAAUACCUUCUGACGCUGGAGAAGGAGCAGGCUGGGAGCCCGGUGCACUCGAAUAGCACCAGCAUUAGCUGCACAUCGAGCAGCAACAGCAACACCGUUUGCACCGAAGAUGAGACGAAGAUGUUCGUGCGCAUCUAUGCAAACUUCUGGAAGUUUCCCGAUGCUAAGCUGAACGAGCUGCCCAUCACAAUACGCAUCGCGUCGAUGACGACGCCGAAGACGCCGCUGGUGGAGAGCAUCGAUGUGAUUGAGUUGCCACUGCGCAGUCCACCCGAGCUGGUGCAGUGUUGCCAAACGUCGGGCAACAUCAUCGUGAGCAGCCGGGAUCGCAUCUAUCUGUACGAGUAUACGCAGUGUGUCCAUGAGAAUACCCAGCCGAGAUUCUCCUUCAUCGACUUUCUGCCCUUCAAGUUUUUUGUGCAGCUGAACUUUGUACCGCUACGCCUCUGCCUGGCCGAGAAUGUCAUCGCCUGUCUGAGUCAUCGCUAUUGCGUUGCCUUCAAAGUUGUGGAUGCACUGGCCAGCAAGGCAACAGCAGCAUCACCGGCAGCUGCUCGUGAGCUCAGCUGCCUGGACAACGAUUAUGUCGGCGAUGAGCCACUGUCCGAGUCCCUCAGCUUGGGCAGCAAGGCAAGCGCUGCGGCUGUCAGCAGUACGCACAGUCAGCAGAGCUGCGACAGCGAUUCACUGCAAUCCUCCAGCAGCGCGAAGCCCGCCAAUCUGGCCAAUCAUCAUCCGGGCUUGGCUGGUCGCACGCCCCUCGAUUUCAAUGUGGCACGAAUGGUGAACUCCGCCUAUGGACGCGAGUUUGAGCCCGAGUUGCGCUCACAGUGGGAUCAGUGCGAGAAUGGCAGCGGUCGCCAGGAGGAUAAUAGCCAGGAGAUAACCAUAUCGCCUCAGCGCGCCGCCGACAUCAAAAUCAAGCUCAUCAACGAGGCGAAGGCGAUGAAUGUGCGUGGCAUUGCAACCGGUGGCAACAACAGUCUGACGGAGGAUGUAUCCGUACAGUACGACGUCCGCAAACUGCUCCAGAUCUGCAUGAGGACAUCGGAGCCUCAAUCGAGGGUUUUGGAUAUAUUGCGCUGCAUGGACUUGAAGGCGAUUUAUCAGCGCAGCAGCAGCGAGCAGCCGCAGCUGGAGGAGGAUGAGGAUGAUGAGUAUGAGAUGGGCAAUCAGCAGGUGCCCAGUGCUGUGACCACGUUCAAGCAUGCUAAUCGACGCACUCUGAAAUCCUCGCAGCAUCAGCGCUGUGUGGGGCAUGCUCUGCUCGUGGCCAGUAGUGUAGAUGGCUAUUUGUAUCAGUUCUGUGCGCAGGGCAAGUGGUACAGCGAGAAUGAGAAGCCGGUGGCCAGCUAUAGUUUUACGGCACCCGUGUUGCAGGUGCAUAUCAAUGAUUAUGUCAUCUAUGCCGUCACCUCGGAGUCCGUGGAGACGCACACUUCGCGCAUUGGUCACAAACUGUUUCACAAUCGGUUCGAGUAUCCAAGCAUUGGGGCCCUAUUUCCCGAGGAAUCCUCGCCGGAUGUCAGCUCAGCGAUUGCAGUCAUUGGUCUAGCUGCUUUUAUGCACGUUCAGUUUGUCUGCGUCAAUCGGGAGCAGCUGGUGUUGAUCACGAAUGCGGCGCUCGAGCUGCACAAGCGUCGCAGCACUGGCGAGGUGGCCGUGGUGGCAGUUAAACGAAACAUCGCCGCUCGAUUGCUGGCAGAGGCCAAGGCCAAGCACAGCAGCUUGCUGAGGAGCAGCAGUUGUGCUGCCCCCUCCUCGGUGGUGAAUGAGUGGACACUGUACAAUCUGGAGGUGCCACGGGUGGAGCACGUCAUUGAGGAUCUCGAGGGCAUUGCCGAAUCUUAUCGCAGUGCGAGCAGCUCCAACUUCUACGAUCUCAUGGAGGAGGCGCAUGUCAUGCUCAGGCUGAGCCUAACCCUGCAGGGCGAGCGUCUCGUCGUGGACAGGGAGCAGGCGCUGCGCAAAAUGUUUAUGUCCAAUUGCCGAAAAUUGGCCGACUUCUCAAUACGCUCAAACAAGCAAGAAGUCUAUUUGCAAGCCACUGGCUACUACAAGAUGUGCCAGCUUCAACUCGUAGACAUUUACAACAACUACAUUCGGGAGUUCGAGAACAGUGAGCAGUUGGUGGAAACAUCGCAGCUGGUUGGACUCAUCUAUGCCGUGAAACUGUUUCUGCUUGGCCUGGGCACGGAUCGUCUGCGCUCUUCGUUUCUACAUCAAACGGUGCCCGCGUAUUUUACACCAGCCCGAGUGCUGCAACAGGGCUAUAAGCAGGUGCCGCUCUCGCUUGAAUUUCUUAACAUGUUCAUCAAUCAUGCGCCAGGUGAUUUGGCACACAUAAUGCUCAGUUCACCUGUGGUUGCCGAUGCGAUGAGCGGUGAGCUGAUCAACUAUCUGAAGUACUUGACGACGCCCACACCCGAUGAGAAUUUGCUGCUGGCUGUGACAGCCUGUCGCAUGUCCAACUAUCUGCUGGCCCAGGAAAUAAUAGCCAAGUCGACGCGUCGCACUUUAGCCGUGGCCCUGAUCAAGCACAAGAAUGUUCUCUUCGAUGAUAGCACGGUGCUCUAUCAGCGUCGCCAGCAACCCGAGCACCAGCACCAGCAGCAGCAGCAGUCCCAAUCAACGGUUCGCAAGCGUUCUCGUCGUGGCGCCACACAAUCCAAGGGCAAAUCUGCAGGCGGACAAAUCAGAGCCAUGCCGACGCCAACGCCCAGCGCAAUUGUUUCGUUCUCCGAUUUCUGCGAGACGAUUCUGUUGGCCAACGAGCAGCCCGCUCUAAUUGAGGCCAUAUGCGAUGCAUUCAUACACGCACUGUGCAUGGAGCAUAGUAUUACACUGGAUGUGGUGCUGCAGCUGUUCCUCAACUACAUUGCCUCGCACAUUGGUCAGAAGGGCUACCAAACCUCGCAGAAGGUGUUCGUCAGCAUAUUGCAAGUCUUCUACUACGAUCUGUACGAUGUCAGCUCGUCGCUGCAGUCGCAUGAGGUGCGCUCCCAGACGCCGCCGCAGCUGGACGACGACUACGAUGACGAGUGCAGCAGUUCGCGUGCUCCAUCGCUGCACAGCGAAGCGGAUGUCCAUUCGCUGUCCAGCUCCUGCGCCAGUUCGGCACCAGAUGAGCGCUCGAUAAGUGGACGCCAGCAGCGCAUUGUUUACGAUCAGCUGCAGGAGCAACAGGGCGGAUCGCCCUAUCAGAAGCGCAGUUCGAAUGCGUCGCUGUCGCAGCCGCAACCGGACGAUGAUGUGGCUGCCACCAAUUUGAAGGGUCUCAAAAUACUCUUUCGCAUGUACAUGGGCCGCCUGAAGGCGCUGAGUGAUCUAAUCACCGAUCUGCAGUCCGCCGAUGUCGAACAGCAGAGCAGUCGCGAAGAUUUCCUCAAUCUGCGCAUGGAAUGCAUCGCCUACAUGGUUGGCAUGGCGCCCAAUUACUGCAACAAGCCAAGUGUACGGCAUGCCAACGAAACUUUAUCCAACAAACUGAUAUAUGUGCCCUAUAUACCCGACUAUAAGCUGCCCGAGGGCGAGGAGUACGAGCAGCAUAUCAAGUCCUAUAUACGACCGAUUCCCUGUCUUCUGGAGCGACCGCAGUACUUGAAUCGCUUGCCGCCCUUUGAGCGCAGCGAUUUCAGCUAUCCCAAGAAGGAUGAGGGCGAGUUCGAGGUACGUUUCACUAGCUGGCACAAUGAGCUGCUGACGUUGACUCUGAAGAUUCAAAGUCUGUUGGCCUCCAGCAAGGUGGAUCGGGAGAUAAUUUCGGAGUUUUUGGCUUUCAUACCGAAAUCACCGCACUUGAUAGGCGUUGAUAGUUUCUUGGUCAUCAUAUUACCCAAGAAUUUGGCCAUCAACUAUAUGCUGAGCUUUUGCCCAGCAUUCUUGUGGCAAUACGGCAAGUCCUGUGGGUUUACACCCAAACAUUGGGAAUCGCUGCUGCGCAAGAUAUUAAGCAAACAGGAUGCGCUGCCUAAUUGGAAGACACACAUUGCAGAGAUACUCAACAAUCUGGUGGCGGAGCUGAGCUUUGAAGAGCUGCUGCAAUGCUUUCCCAGCGAGGUUAUACAGAAUCGGAAUACGGCACAAUACUUUGCUAAGGAAUUUGCGGAAACUUUCGUAUUGUACGAGCACGAGCAAUUGGUAUUUAAGCGACCGGAUCAGCCGGAGGGUAGCAGGGAACAUUUGCCCAUGGAUAACAUUGAUGAGGAGAAUGUUUUUGAGCUGACUCUGCGCAAGGCGGUGGCCAAGCAGCGGAGCAUUGCACUGCGUUCCAUGAUUGAGUCGACGGGCACUCAACUGUUCGAUGCAACCAGUAAUCCUAUGUAUAAUCUAUGAAUAGUCUGGGUCUAAUCUGUAUCUGUAUCUGUAUCUGUAGAUGGAGCAUUCCUCUUUUAACUAGUUCGAAUAUUAUCAUAUUGCAAAUUCAUAAGAUUGAUUGGUAUAAACUAUAAAUCAUAAACUUUGUUGUAGUUGCGUCUCAGAGCAGCAAGUGUAUAAUGUAUCGGUUUAUAUAUAUAUAUAUAUAUAUAUAUAUAGAUAUCACAGUACAUACGCAUAUAUGUAUGCAUGUAGAGUUAUUAUUAUAGUCUCAAUAACGAGGCAAUAUUUAUUGAUAUUUAUGUUUUUAAUACAAACGCAACAGUUCGAUCGGUAUUUGUAAAAGUGGUUUAUAGAAAAGAUUUACGACUUACUUAUUUAGGUUGUACACUUAAAGUAGACAUUUAUGUGCAGUAUUCGCUAGUGACACGCCAUAUUUUAAACCAGUUAAAGGCCUGUAAAGCGGCUCACAAACAAAAAAAGAAGAAAAAAAACAAACACCAAAUUAAAUCUGUUAUUGAGAACAAAUUCUUGAGCUCACUGAGCACCCGCUUCUCGUUUAUUCUAAGUUCGAUGUUUGAGUUAGCUUUAGUAAUCAUAACUAUGGUAUUAUAAUUUUAGCUAAACAUUCUCUCUCUCUUACCCACAUACAAAAAAUACAAGUGAUAUUUUUUAAAUUCUUGCAUAAUGU
Drosophila grimshawi is the source of this 5548-nucleotide messenger RNA. RefSeq lists its product as uncharacterized. The transcript is spliced from 7 exons. The coding region runs from base 223 to 4875 and encodes 1550 amino acids. Gene Ontology annotation, biological process: organelle organization. NCBI's taxonomy places the organism in Eukaryota, Metazoa, Arthropoda, Insecta, Diptera, Drosophilidae. The record is from RefSeq and is a predicted model, not a curated record. Gene Ontology annotation, cellular component: cytoplasm.